This is a messenger RNA of Frankliniella occidentalis (western flower thrips), 2102 nucleotides long. RefSeq lists its product as uncharacterized. The record is from RefSeq and is a predicted model, not a curated record. The transcript has 3 exons. Lineage: Eukaryota; Metazoa; Arthropoda; Insecta; Thysanoptera; Thripidae. The coding region runs from base 39 to 1853 and encodes 604 amino acids.
GAUUACAAUCCCAUUCAGGGACUUCAUCUGCAUCCUGCAUGACUGUGAUUUCAGACGGACCGACGCCGACGCCGUGCUGCGGCUGGCUGGACGGCGCCCCCCGGGCUGGUGGCGUGGUGCUCGUCGGGGACGUCAACCACGUCCGGCGGAUGCUCAACCACGUCCGCGCCGACUACCCAAGCCUGUGGAACGGCAGUGCCUUCUUCCUGUUCGCGCUGUGCGCCGUGCCCGAGGUGCGGCCCGACAGCCUGCUGCGCUGGUUGGCGUCCAAGCACCUGCGGCGCGCGGCCGUGGCCGUGGAGCAGCGCUUCGGGGCCUUCACCCUCGACGAGGUGCCGCUGUUCGCGGCCCUGCCGCCUUACACCGGCAUCGUCGUGUGCCAGCGCGACGUGGAGAACCUCACGGCCGUGGACGUGUGGCUGCCGGAGUCCGGGACGCUGCUCCGCGACGGCGAGGACCUGUUCGCGCCGCGGGCCAGCCCGCUGCAGGAGUGCGCGCAGUGCCCGCUCAUAGCCACCCACACCACCGUCCAGAACACGUACGCGUUCGACGAGGCCAUCAUCACGGAGGCCGCCAGGAUCAUCAUGAGCCGCAUGGGCUGCCGCCUGGAGGUGCACACCCACAACGAGGUCGACUUCAGCCCCAACCGGACGUGGGUGGGCUCGUUCAGACGCGUGCUCUCGGGCAGGGCCGACAUAGUCAUGCGUUACUUGUGGGGGACGGCCGACCGCUACAUCUACUUUGAUCCGAGCAGCACGAUGAACGUCGAGAUCCUCUACGUCCACAUCAAAGUGGAAGAGCCCACCACCGAGCUCGUGCACACGCUGGCCCUCGAGUGCGUGGUCGUGCUGGCGCUCGCCUUCCUGGCCGCCGUCAACCACGGCUGCAUGGCGCUCAGCAGAUCGUUAGGCAUGGGCGGGGGCGUCCGGCACCCAUUUUUGCACGCCCUGAUGGGCGUGUGGGCGCUGUACGCGGACCAGCCUGGCACAGACAGCAGCGCCGCAGCCUGGGGCCGCCCGCUCUGGACCUUGCUCGCGCUCCUCGCCGUGGUCCUCAACUGCGUGCGGAGUUCCUUCUUCGCGUCGUGCGCCAUGGGCAUAGCGCCUCAAUACAUCCGCACGUUCGACGAGCUGCUCCGGGACGACGUGACCAUCGCUUGCCACGACCAGCUGCUGCUCGGCUACCUGCACACUAUCAGUCCCCAUGUCGUGGACUGCACCGAGAUAAUGCCCUACUGUAUGCAACGCCUGACGCACAACAAAGGUGACUUUGCGCUCCUGCUCAACCCAGCGCAGUUGUACCUCAACCUGACGGUGCCCGAGCGCGCGAACAUCUACCCGCUCGAGAAGCCCUUCUCCAUCCAGCCGAUCAUGCUGUACUUCGCCAAAGACCUCCCGCAGGUGGAGCCCUUCUCGCGGAUGCUGGGGCGCAUGCACGCGAGCGGCCUCAUCCUGGAGAACUACCGCAAGGCCACGAACUACGGCAUCACCGAGGCGCGGGGGCAGCUGAGGGACGGCCUGUUCGAGCCGCAGUCUCUCAGCAUGGCCGUCCUGGGCCCCGUCGUGGCCAAGUUGGCCCUGCUUCUGCUGCCGCUCUCCGUGCUCUGCUUCAUCGGCGAGGUCGUCGUCGGAAACCUGCGCCCACAAAACGACGUGGAAUCCGAACGGGCCGAGGUAGCCGACGCCGAGCGACUGCUAGACACCCGCGGGCUGGACCUGACCUGGACGGUGGCGGUCACGCUCCGGAAGGACGCCGUCCAGGAGGUCAGCCUGGUCGGAUGGUCGCGCGAGGGCGCCACCGUGUCUGCGCAGAGUGUGAGUCCCGCUCCUAGCCCCACCAGCUGGUGGCCGUGAGCUGGUGCCUGAGUACAACAGAGAACAGAGCUCUGGCAACCAUCGGGUGGUCAGAAGGGACAAAACUUUACGGUUACCUAAUUAACAAUUACACAGUUUUCACGGUUAUAUUAAAGUUGCCGGAACCAUCACUUCAUGUCUGCCAUAUGGGUCACGGUUUCGUAGAGCUUCCCAUUUUCCGGGGUGUAUGGUUACCUACACGAGUUAUUUCUUGCCGUAAUGGUGAACAAAUAAAAUCUUUUGCCCUCA